Molecule: messenger RNA, 2075 nt
Organism: Vitis riparia (riverbank grape)
Lineage: Eukaryota; Viridiplantae; Streptophyta; Magnoliopsida; Vitales; Vitaceae
Product: cysteine--tRNA ligase 2, cytoplasmic-like
Exons: 10
Coding region: 306-1847 (513 amino acids)
Biological process (GO): cysteinyl-tRNA aminoacylation
Cellular component (GO): cytoplasm
Molecular function (GO): ATP binding; cysteine-tRNA ligase activity
Source: RefSeq, a predicted model, not a curated record
UGGCUGCCGGCGAAUGAGAGAAAGGUGAGAGAAGGGGUGGCCGCCGGCGAAUGUGGGUAUUAUGUUGAUCUUGGGCCAAUUAUCAGGCCCAUCUGGCUCCGAAACGUAGUUCUCCCAAAAUAACAGAAGAAAAUUAAAAAGAGUGAGAAAAACCGUGGAUGAGAAGUUAAUAGAGAGAGAAGAGGCUCCUGGUGUUCAAAACGUAGAGAAGACGCGAAGAAGAGACCCGUCUCUCAGUCACCAUUGUUUCAGAGGGUUAGGGUUUCUUCUUCAAAGCUUUGAGAGAUAGCUUGGCAGUAUCUUCGAUGGCGGAGAUGACAGAAUUGAGAGUGUACAACACCAUGACUCAGCAGAAGGAGAUCUUGAAGCCCGUUGUUGAUGGCAAAGUCUCCAUGUACGUCUGUGGUGUCACUGCAUACGACCUCAGCCAUCUUGGCCAUGCCCGCGCUGCCGUCUCCUUUGACAUCCUCUACCGAUAUCUACAACACUUGGGCUAUGAAGUUACUUAUGUGCGAAAUUUUACGGAUGUUGAUGACAAGAUUAUCCGGAGGGCAAAUGAGCUUGGAGAGAAUCCAUUGACUCUGAGUAGCUGCUUUUGCCAGGAAUAUCUUGAUGACAUGACUGAUCUCCACUGCCUCAGUCCUACCCAUCAGCCACGUGUUUCUGAUCACAUGGACCAGAUCAAGGAUAUGAUAACUCAGAUUAUCAACAAUGAUUGUGCAUACACAAUUGAUGGGGAUGUGUACUUUGCUGUUGAUAAAUCCCCAAAUUAUGGCAGAUUAUCUGGGCGGAAGCUGGAAGAUAACAGAGCUGGUGAACGUGUUGCUGUUGAUUCAAGAAAGCGAAAUCCAGCUGACUUCGCAUUGUGGAAGGCUGCAAAGCCUGGUGAGCCAAGUUGGGACAGCCCAUGGGGUCCUGGAAGACCAGGAUGGCACAUAGAGUGCAGUGCAAUGAGUGCACAUUAUUUGACCUUCAAAUUUGAUAUUCAUGGUGGUGGAAUAGAUUUGAUAUUUCCACAUCAUGAAAAUGAAAUUGCCCAGAGUUGUGCAGCUUGCCAAGAAAGCAAUGUUAGUUACUGGAUGCAUAAUGGGCAUGUCACUAACAACAAUGAGAAAAUGUCAAAGUCAUUGGGGAAUUUUUUCACAAUCCGGCAGAUUACUGAUCUGUACCAUCCACUGGCAUUGAGAUACUUCUUGCUGGGUACGCACUAUCGAUCUCCUGUCAAUUACUCAAUUGCACAGCUGGAAAUUGCAUCAGACGCUGUAUUCUAUAUAUAUCAGACAUUGCGAGAUUGUGAGGAUACUUUGUCUCUAUUUCAAGAAGUAAAUGGGCGAAAUGUUUGCAUUACUCCUGCUGCCCGAGACUGCAUCAGGACACUACAGACUGAUUUCCAGACAAAGAUGUCUGAUGAUUUGUCCACUCCACAUAUAUUGAAUGCUUCUCUUCAAGAAGCCUUGAGGUUCAUAAAUAGUUGUUUAAACAUGCUCAAGAAGAAGCAACAGAAGCAACAGCAAUUAUCAGCAGUUGAGUCCCUCACCGAAUUAGGAAAAGAAGUGAAGGGAGUUCUCAGUGUUCUGGGAUUGCUGUCCACUUUGGCUUAUUCUGAGGUUUUGCAGCAGCUGAAAGGUAAGGCAUUAAAGAGAGCUGGGAUGAUUGAAGAUGAUGUUUUGCAUCUCAUUGAAGAAAGAGCACUAGCAAGGAAAAACAAGGAUUUCUCAAAGGGUGAUCAGAUCAGAGCUGACUUGGCUUCCAAGGGCAUUGCUCUUAUGGAUGUGGGCAAGGAAACAAUUUGGAGGCCGUGUGUCCCAGUCCAACAAGAACCGCAGGCACCAGCCUCGUCAACUUAAUGGUGGGCAACCUUAUUCCACCUGACUAAUGCUUUUGAGAAUUUUUGGUUAUGAUUCUUAAAUUUAUUGCUCAUAAAUAUAAAGCUCGUACAAGUGUUUCAUUUAUAUGCUAAUCUAUGUUGUAACUUUCCUCGACUUUCACUUGUUUACGACCCCACUGAGGCGGUCUCGAACUUCAGAAUUUAUUGUUCAAAAAAAUAUAAUUUUUGUUUUUUUAGACUUUCAUCA